AUGAUGGCUGGCAAUAAUCAAGACGAAGAUGAAGUCUUGGAACAAUACAGUAUCAUGGCCCAUGUAGAAGCUAGCACUCGAGUCAAAGAAAAUACCGGGUUUGACAUGUCAGAAUUCGAAAAACAGCGCAAACUGCAUCCAGAACAGACCAAAUUGGAUUAUUUUGAAACCAGCCGAAAACCCAAACAAAUGCUGCCAGAUGCCAAGAGCAUGUCGGGAGGUAGCAGCAGUGGCAUGAUGCGAGCGGAAGAGCCACCACUUCCGCCACCCAGGCCCAAUCGGCGGUAUUUGGAACAAAGGGCUCCUCACACACCAGAUCUAGUGGAUGGAGAAGCUGCGCAAGAAGGAAGCAUCCCAACGGGCUUCGUAUCGGUCAAGUGUUUGGGGUGCAAGACAUAUCUGAAAGUUAACAUGUUUGCCACACUAGUACGGUGCUCCGAAUGUUCCACAGUCAGUCCAUUGUGUUAG
Cylindrotheca closterium is the source of this 468-nucleotide messenger RNA. Lineage: Eukaryota; Bacillariophyta; Bacillariophyceae; Bacillariales; Bacillariaceae. The record is from the annotation of a GenBank genome assembly.